Molecule: messenger RNA, 1226 nt
Organism: Spodoptera exigua (beet armyworm)
Lineage: Eukaryota; Metazoa; Arthropoda; Insecta; Lepidoptera; Noctuidae
Source: the annotation of a GenBank genome assembly
CAACGGAGCCGGUCAUGGAGCGAGCUAUACUUGUGGUCUUAGUUGCUGCCCUUAGCUGUGUUCUCGGGGCAGAAGAGAAUUCGUGCGGUGACUGCCUGAUACUGACGCCUUACAUCCGAAAUGGCAACGCAUCCUUAGCGAGAGAACUUUCAGAAGUAAACUCAACAGCCUUUAUAGGACUUAAGAGUCACUCUGGUUUUAUAACGGUGAAGGAAGAAUACAACUCCAAUCUCUUCUUUUGGUUCUUCCCAGCUGCCACUAAUUUAUCAGAAACUCCUCUAAUUAUAUGGUUGCAAGGUGGCCCUGGUUUUUCUUCUAUGAAAGGACUGUUUGAUAUCAUCGGCCCAAUCAAGGUGGAAAAUGGAAAAGCGGUUCGAAGGAAUAUAUCCUGGUCUGACCAUUCCCUGCUGUUCCUUGACAACCCGGUCGGUGCUGGCUUCAGCUUUACCGAUGACGACGACGGAUACACAGAUAACGAGGAUGAUGUCGGAGAACAAAUGUUGGUGUUCUUGGAGCAAUUCCUAAUGAUGUUUCCAGAGAUAAGAUCAGCUCCUCUGUUCGUGGUCGGAGAAUCUUACGCGGGGAAAUAUGUGCCAGCUCUCGGCAUCCAGAUCCAUAGACAUAAUAAGAACAACCCCAGUAACCAUAUCAAUUUGAAGGGUAUCGCAAUCGGCAAUGGUCUGGUUGAACUCCGACAGAUGAUGCACUACAGCACCAUGUGCAGUGUGCUGGGCGUGCUCGAGGGUCCUCAGAUCGAACAGGUGGAGAUGCUAGAGAAAAAGGUCAUCCAACUCAUUGACGCCAAGAAGAUGAUCGAUGCUGCUAACACAUUCAAUGAAACGAUAGAAUACAUAAAGAAACAGACCGGCAUCAGUGUUUACAACUUCAUGGAGGAACCUUCAUCAGGGGCACCAGACUUUGAAGAGUUCCUCAACAGGACUGACGUUAAAGAACUGAUACACGUGGGCAACGCCACCUUCAUACUGAACAAUCAACUGGUUUAUCAGAAGAUGUUGCCAGACUUCGCAAACACUACCAAGCCUUUCAUUGAAGAACUAUUGGAACAUUAUGGAGUUCUGGCCUAUAACGGGCAACUAGACAUGAUUCUAGGGUACAGUUUAUCGAAACACAUGUACGAUACGCUGAAAUGGUCCCGACGUGAGUCCUACUUCCAAUCCCCCAGGCGGCGCCUGCGCAAGUACGUUAAUGGAUCCGUUGUCGGGUAA